AUGACAGAACAACCAGCCAUUCCUUCGCCCUCCCGUCGACUGGAUCUCCAGAAGGAGCUCACAUUCCAAAGGGAGACCAUAAAACUGCGCAAGGCAUUCCUAAAUGUAUACACCUUCGAGUUAUUUUACAGGAAAAACUUAAAGUUAAAAAAUAACUGCUUGAAAAUAAUUAAAAGGGAGGAUGCUAAGAUGAGAAGUAACUUCCAAGAUCGGGAAACCAGUCCCCGUGAAAUGUCGUUGCAAAAAAGGCUAAACUGCAUUAACCAUGAAUUUACCAAGACACAUCACGUGAAGGGAUAUUACCAUGUAGAUGCAUUGGAACUAAACAGACACGUCUGUUUCUUGGAGAAAGAAACCAUGAACAGAUUCUUAUUCAGUCUUCGCAUUGAUGGGUCCAACUAUUCAUUUGAUGAUGAAGACACUUAUCUUUACUGGCUAUUCGUCAGAUUCGUGCGGUGCAUCCAGUUUUGUCGUCGUCACUUUGGAAAGAGAAAACACAACACGAUUAUUAGGAUGAGUAAAAAACGAGAGAUCAGCCCCCUUUUCUGCGACGCACGAUAUGUAAAAAAAUUCUGCGCUUUCAUUGCACCGUUUCUGAAAAGGAACAGGGGUAAUCCCCAUUUCACAUUCCUAAAAGAGCAUCUUCACAGUUUAGGCUUUACCCACAUGACCAAAUCUAACGGGAGGGAUAAAAACUCUUCAUGUCCAAGGUUCCUCCGUUAUAGUAUCCAUGUUGGCACUCUUCCAAGUGAUCAUAAAAAAGGUAUUAGCAGAAGGAGGAAAAAUUCUCCAACAAACUACAUGGUCCUACCUAUUUGUAUGGGAUAUCCCACGUAUAAUUUGUCUAUUCAUAGGAAGAGGAUAGGUACCUUCCCCCUCAGUGUACAUGGAGAGUACCUCAAAUGCAGACAAGAGAAAAUCAAAGUCAACGGAACAAAAAUUAGCUACACUAUUAGACGAUUUGUUUCGGGGCAAUUAUACGAAAACUUGUUGAAUUCCAUUUUCAACUCCCUGGUUAGUAAAAACGGGUUCUUUAAAUGGAACUCCUUUUGUGAAGACAUUGGUAGGAUUUUCCAUUCAUGUGAGGAAAAGGAUAAGAAUGAGGAGGCGUUUUUCUCUAGAAAAAAGUUCCACGUAGAAGGAAGCUCCUUUGAAAUGAGGGAACCGAAGCAGAGUGAUAUUUCCGAUUGUCUAAAGGUGUUUUUCAGACCUGUGCAUAAAUACCACCGGAUGGACGCAAGAGACGAGUUGAUUUUUUUACAAAAUUAUAUUCGCAAUCUGCUACAGGAAGAUGUUAGGAAACUCCUCCACAUGACCGUCGUGAACAUUGCUCUCCUGUGUGAGCAUCUACCCCUCGGGUAUCUCUUUCCUCUGUUCCUUUUUUAUUUCCUCUUUUUAAAUAUCCCUGUGGGAAGUAGUAAAACGGGGAGAGCCGAUUUCUCUCUCCAUUUUCAGUCCACUAAUCCGAAGCAACGCAAUUGUGAAGGACCAAACCAUAAUGAUCAAUGUGCAGACCGAUGUAGUAACCCCUCCAGGGUGGAGGCAAAUGGAGUGAAAGAUACGGAGAGGUGCUUCACCACGUGCCUCCUCUGUUUGUACCAUACAUUACGGAGGAACAAAAAGAUGACCCCACUGGAGAAAAAGAAACGGUUAGUGUUCAUCGUGUUGGAUACCUUGCGGAAGUACUACGUCGAUCCUAUCGACCAAGAGGAAUCCAUUUUGAGUCUUCACUUUCGCAGUGUCGUGAACAGUGCGUGCAUUCUUCGCGAGGGACAAAUGCACCUUAUAUCAUUUAAAGAGGGAAAAGGAGAUGAAGGAAAUAUCCAUCAUUGUCCCGUUGUCUGCCGUGCAUGCGGUAGAUACAACAAUGGGAAAUGCAUCAAACUAAGAGAAGGGAAGCGAACCAAUUCGGUUAAGACGGGGAAGAGGUCUCGGUGCCACGAUGUCCAAGGGAUUUUCCGACUCUGCUUCCAACAGUUGAACAGGAAGGAUUCCAUCUUAAACCACCUCGGUGAGUUAAUAAAUCCGAAGGGGAAAGAAGGGGGAGAAAAUAAGAAGAAGAUCGCCUGGAAUUGUAAUACUUAUUCACCUCCAUGCGAAUUGUAUUCUAUCCCGUCAAGAAGCGAGAGAAAUGGACAAUCGGAUAGGUGCUUCUCCCGGGGAAUCACAUCAAAGAAGAAUAACCCUUCAAGCCGAUUUCGGAAAAAACGAGAUGAAAAUAGUAUAGUAAAAAAAAUACACCAACUAGGUGCAUUCCACCAGUUGGAAGACAAACAGAGAGUGUUCCUCCACCAGGACAACUUUUUACAUGAAUACUUGCAUACUGAAGGAAAAACGUUUUUAGAAAAUCUGAAGAGAUUUUUACGACCCUUAUUGAGUGCCUUAUAUAGAGAAAGCAUCGUGCAUGUGAACAUGUAUUUUUAUUUGUGCAUGGUCCAGUCGUUCCUUACACUUCGAAGGAGGGAAAUUUCACCAAGGUGCAUGAAUCGUAAAGGAAGAGUAGCGUUAGUUACACAGACACGCACAGUGGCACGCACUACAAGUGUGAACAGGCAUUUCCCCAGAAUAUACCAACGGGGAUGGUUUUGUAAGCCUGUUGAGGAUUACCUCACAUGUAAGUUCCAUCGAGCGCUGCACCUUCUAUGUACACACAGUGGAAGCAUUUCUAUCGCAAAAAGGGGAUUAAGGGGAAUCACCUCGUAUCUGCAAAACAGUGUGAAGAACUUAAACGUGUGGCUGCUCCUGCUGGUGUACAGACUCGCCAAUGCGAUGGACGUACACACCUUUGUUGGAGGCACUUCCCCGGGGGUCAUGAGCAAUAUGAACAGAGGAAUCAACCUCUCCCUCCACAGAAGAAGCAACAUACAUUCCCAAAGGAUACGUAUAUCGGAAAGCGAUAAAAUGAACACAAAACAGAAGCACAGGAGGAAUAUCCGUCCAUACAUACAAAGGUUGCUUAAAAGUGGAUCGAUACAAAACUACCAUCUAUAUGAAGACUGGGAAGGAGACUGCUUUUACAUUCAGAGGAAAAAAAAUCUUGUUAUUUUUAACUUAAGAUCCAAAGAAGGGGAGAGAAACUUGGUGGAUUCUCCAAAUGUAUACUACAGAUUUCAUGGGAAGAAUUAUUUUGUUCACGAAAAGGAUUACAAGACAAGGAGGGCAUAUAAAAUAAAUUACGUAAACGUUUGCCUACUAUUUUAUAGGUAUUGUUUUUUUUUUUAUAAGAGAAAUCCACUUGUUUUUUCUUUCCUCCGUAAUCGUGUAUUUUGCGUCUGCAACAGAUGCUUUGGUAGAUACUUGGUGUUGUGCAGGGAUUCAAAUUGCGACACUCCCCCCAUGGAAGAUAAAACUCACGACUGUUUUUACAAGCAAAUCGGGAUGCUCAUAAAAAACCGAAAGAAUAUUUUCGUGCGUUACUUCCACUUUCUGGUUCUCUUCCUCAUCAUGCGGUAUCAUACAUUGGUUGGAAAUGUGCGCCACUCGGGGUUGCAGAGCUGCGUGCCGAAGCGCGUAAUGACCCUGCUACGGAGAAAGCUGAAAAUCAGGCAUGAGUGCUUCUCCUCUCCUCUCAACGCAGUUCUACCGUCCUACUGCUCGUUCUUCCCGGACAUCGAUACAUUUUUUGGGAGCUCGGGCAACUUCUUCGAAUUUCCAUUGCGCAGCGGAGCGUACGAAGUGAACCCCCCAUUCGAUGUGUACCUAAUUAACCAAUUGAUCGUGUACAUUUUGCACCACUUAAAGAAGGAGGAAAACGAACUGACGUUUUUUUUGGUCAUCCCGAUGUUGCAAGACAAGAAUUACUUUUUCGAGUUGCUCUUUGGGUCUCCCUACUUGUCUGCUCACUUUCUGUUGCCACGAAAUUCUUACACCUUUUCGACGAGACUGUUGGAGAGCAGGGAAGAAGAGUACAUUUCCACGUGCGACUGCUUCGUUUUUAUUUUGCAAAAUGAAAAGGCAAAAAUUCAAAAGGGGGUAAUUAACAAGAAGGUUGUGUUGAAAAUAAAGAAGACAUGGGAAAAUCUAAGUUACGUUAAACAAAAAAAAAAAAAAAAAGGAAUAAGCUCGACGGAUGGGUGGAUACAUUAUGAGGAAAGCGACUCAUCAUGGGAAUUCACUAGAUGUGUUUAA
This is a messenger RNA of Plasmodium knowlesi strain H, 4128 nucleotides long. RefSeq names its product phosphorylated CTD interacting factor 1 WW domain-containing protein, putative. Lineage: Eukaryota; Apicomplexa; Aconoidasida; Haemosporida; Plasmodiidae. Gene Ontology annotation, molecular function: mRNA (2'-O-methyladenosine-N6-)-methyltransferase activity; RNA polymerase II C-terminal domain binding. The record is from RefSeq and is a predicted model, not a curated record. The transcript is spliced from 3 exons. Bases 1 to 4128 code for a protein of 1375 amino acids.